This is a messenger RNA of Symbiodinium sp. CCMP2456, 1119 nucleotides long. The record is from the annotation of a GenBank genome assembly. NCBI's taxonomy places the organism in Eukaryota, Dinophyceae, Suessiales, Symbiodiniaceae.
GAGGAGGAAGCUUUGGAGAAGGCCCGGGCAGAGGAGGCAGCGGAGGAGAAGCGCAAGCAGGAAGAGGAGGCUCUCGCAACAGCCCGUGCAGAACAAGAGGAGAGUGCGCGGAUGGAGCAGGAGCGGCAAAGAGAGGAGGAGGAAGCUUUGGAGAAGGCUCGUGUGAAGGAGGCAGAGAUGCGCAGAGCGAAGGAGGCGGAGGAGCGGGCGGAGAGGGCGAAGGAAGAGGAAAGGCGCAUCGAGGAGAAGCGACGAGAGGAAAAGGCUCGACUCGAGGAGGCACGGCCCGCAACUCCACCCAUGCAGAUGGCUUCGACACUGAAGUCCUUGGUGCCAUUGGUGUCCCGGCCAGUGGAGUUGGAGGCGGCGCAGCCUGUUUGGAAGCGGACCUGGGAUGGCUGCCAGCUCUGGGAGUGCGUUCUGGAAAAGCGGUCCGAGACAGACAGGUUCGGCUUUUCCCACUGCAGCGGGAAGAAGGAGUACUUCAAGGCACUGGGCGUGUCGGAAAAUGCAACAGAUGUGGCGGGCCCCGAGGUUCUUUUCAUUCGCAAAGUUGGUGGCGAAGGAUUGCUCUUCUCAUGGAACGAGGCGCACCCAGACGCCGUCAUCCAGCCAGGCGACCGGAUCAGCAAAGUCAACGGGCAAACAACUGUAGAUUCCAUGGCUCAGGAGCUACGAUCGAGCAAGGUUUGCAUCGAGGUGAUGCGAUACCCAGAGGAGUUCGAGGUGUCUCUUUCCAAGAAAGCAGAUACCAACAAGAAGCUAGGAUUCAAGUUCGAGAAGCCAAGCAAUGAGAAGGUCCGUGACCUCAAGAUCACCGAGGUGAGUGCCGAAGGCCAUGUGCCCGAUCGCAACGAGCAGAUGGUCGCUAAGCAAAGGUUUCACUGCGUGGUCACCUUGGGGAUGCGUAUCAUUCGGGUAAAUUCCGUGGAGGGCGAUGCACACCUCAUGAAGGAUGAGCUGAAAAAUGCGCACGACCUGACAAUCCGCGUCCGCCGGGCAGAGGUCUAUGCGCUCCAGAAGGCAAGGAUGGUGAAGCAGGCCCAGAUCCUAGCAUCUCUGUCUAACCUGUCGGCGACGAUGAGGAUGGGCAGCAGCAACCAGCUUUUGGGUGUGUAG